Molecule: messenger RNA, 1510 nt
Organism: Micromonas commoda
Lineage: Eukaryota; Viridiplantae; Chlorophyta; Mamiellophyceae; Mamiellales; Mamiellaceae
Exons: 1
Coding region: 62-1426 (454 amino acids)
Cellular component (GO): membrane; endoplasmic reticulum
Molecular function (GO): long-chain fatty acid-CoA ligase activity
Source: RefSeq, a predicted model, not a curated record
CGGCUGGGAAGAGUUCCUCGGCCUCGGCGCCUCCGUGUCCGACGCCGAGGUGGAGGCGCGCAUGGCGGACCAGAAGCCCGGCCACUGCUCCACGCUCAUCUACACCUCCGGCACCACCGGCGACCCCAAGGCGGUUAUGAUCUCGCACGACAACGUCACCUGGGUCACCCGCGCUAACAUCGCGCACCACCCCGACUUUGUCAACGGUCCCCUCCGCGUGGUCUCGUACCUGCCCCUCUCCCACAUCGCCGCGCAGAUCGUGGACAUCCACUCCCCGAUGGCCUACCUCGCGGACCACGGCCUCCCGUCCGAGGUUCACUUCGCCCGCCCCGACGCGCUCAAGGGCACCAUCAAGGACUCGCUCAUCAAGGCCAAGCCCACGGUGUUCUUCGCCGUGCCCCGCGUCUGGGAGAAGUUCGCCGAGGCGCUCCAGGCUGUGGGUAAGAAGACCACGGGGCUCAAGAAGACCAUCUCCACCUGGGCCAAGGGCCAGGGCAAACAGAUCCACGCCGCGUCCCAGUACAAGUCCAAGAAGUCGCACCCCUGGAUGGGCUUCCUCGCCAAGAAGAUCCUCACCAAGGUCAAGGCGGCCAUCGGCCUCGACUGCGCGCGCCUCUGCAUCUCCGGCGCCGCGCCCAUCUCCAAGCAGACCCUCGACUACUUCGGUACCCUCAACAUCCACAUCGUCGAGGUGUACGGCAUGUCCGAGAACACCGGCCCGCAGACGUGCGGCAUGAACAAGAAGUUCAUCGCGGGCACCUGCGGCCCCGUCAUCCCCGGCGCGGAGAUCAAGAUUGACCUCGCCAAGGGCGACAAGCCCGGCAACGGCGAGGUCUGCUUCCGCGGACGCCACGUCAUGAUGGGCUACAUGCACAACCAGGCCAAGACGAACGAGACGAUCGACGAGGACGGCUGGCUGAGGUCCGGCGACGUCGGCAUGAUCGAUCCGGACACGGACAUGCUCGCCAUCACCGGCCGCAUCAAGGAGCUCAUCAUCACCGCGGGCGGCGAGAACAUCGCGCCCGUUCCCGUCGAGGAUAAGCUCAAGGAGCUCCUUCCGGGCAUCUCCAACGCGAUGAUGAUUGGCGACAAGCGCAAGUACAACACCGUCCUCAUCACCCUCAGGCAGGUGCCCGACCCCAACGAGGACGGCGCCUUCACCGACGCGCUCUUCGGUAACUCGCUCGAGGUGUCCAAGGCCAAAACCGUGACCGAGGCCAAGGCUGAUCCCAAGUGGAAGGAGUACAUCGAGGCUGGCAUCGCGGGGUACAACAAGACCGCGGUGUCCAACGCCCAAAAGCUGCAGAAGUUCUACAUACUCGACACCGACUUCUCCGUGCCCGGCGGCGAGCUCACGGCGACGCAGAAGCUCAAGCGCAACGUGGUGGUGGAAAAGUACGCCAAGGAGAUCGAGUCGAUGUACUAAGUCGACCCACGAUGUCACGCACGCACCAAACACAUGUACAUAGCAAAUGAGACUCCCCUUAAUAAAAACACUAAAACGAAAGGG